Rhea pennata is the source of this 3438-nucleotide messenger RNA. It is a transcript of the gene C25H6orf132, whose product is annotated as chromosome 25 C6orf132 homolog. Lineage: Eukaryota; Metazoa; Chordata; Aves; Rheiformes; Rheidae. The coding region runs from base 1 to 3438 and encodes 1145 amino acids. The record is from RefSeq and is a predicted model, not a curated record. The transcript has 5 exons.
AUGAAGAAGCACCAGUCCGUGCAGGGCACCUUCAGCAGGCUCUUCGGGAGGAAGCAUGCCCAGGGGGCUGCCACCUCGCUCUUUGCCACCAACCCGCCUUGGAUCUUCACCCAGGAGGUCACCUCCGAGAGCACAGGUGGCACCGGCGACGUGAUCGAAGUGUAUUACGGCGAUAACGGCUUCGGGGCCAUGACCGAUUCCGGGACGGCGACACUCAAGCCUCGCCCGCGAGUGCGGCCGCUGCUGACGUUCCUGCCGCUCAACGCCCAGGAAUCCCAUGGGGUGGCCGUGCCAACGCCGUCUGUGCCCGAAGACUUUAAAGAAAAAGCAGCUCUGGACCCCGGCUCCCAGAUGAACGGGAACCACCGGAUGUACAGCUCGGUCGGAGACCUGCGCCCGCGGGCGGCGGAGGAGGACUCCCUGGAGGAAGACAUCCCACCGCCGCCGUCGGUGCCCCCGCCACCACCACCGGCACCUGUGUUGUCACCACCACCACCACCCGUGGUGGCACCCGCGACUCCAACACUGUCUGAGAUAGUGGUGCCCCCGCCGCCUGCCGUGGCACCCCCACCACCGCCAGCAUCUGCCUCGUCCCCCCCUGGCACGCCUGCCCCCCCAGACUUCAUCCCCCCGGCGCCCCCCUUCUCCACGGGCAUCUGCAAAUGGAAAUCGGAGACUGUGCUCAACACAAGGCAGGUGGACGCGGAGGGGCCAGCGUGUCCAGGCGAGGCUGAGGCCGGGGUGCCAGCGGUCCCCGGCCAGGAGAGCCUGCAGCCCAAGCCCUGCCCUGAGCCACACCUGACUUUCCCCAGGUCCUUCAAAGUGCCUCCCCCAGCCCCAGCCAGGUCUUCCUCCAUCCCUGUGCAGGAGGCAGAUGCCCUGGGGAAGAAGGAGCCCUUCCCCAAGCAGCCUCAUGCCCGGCCACCGCUCCCGCCGUGUUUCACCAUCCGGCCGGCAGCCAAGGUGCACUCAUCAGGAGACACUGAGCAGAGAAGUGCUACAUUGAGGCAGCCCAUUGCAAAGCCGGCUGUGACAGCCACCCAGCCUCCAAGCCCGAGGCCGGGGUUAGCAUCCAGCAAAGACACUAAUUCUGAUGGUUGCCAGCCCCUGCCACCAGGCUUGGACUCCGAGAAAGUUCCUCGGUCCCAAAAGGGUGAGAACAACUCAUCUCCAAAGUCUGAAUUUCUUACUGCAAAUGACCUGGAACUCCCCCCUCCAGACUAUCCCUCCUCAGAUGAGGACUGGAAGGAGGCCAGCAACCUCAACAGGCUGAAACAUGAACUCGUGGCUCUCCUGUCCUCUUCCAAGCGGGAGGAGCGGCAGGUGGAUAGACCAGUAGUUCCCCGGCCCAUGAGCAGUGCUGCUGAUUGUGCUGGUAGUGACAAGAUCAGCUCUGAUGGAUCCAAGCUUACUAAACCUGUUGGGAAGAACUCACAGUUACCCAAGGGAGGAGAAAGUGAGAAGAGAGAGAAGAUCUGUAUCAGUGCAGCCUCUGCUAGAGGGAGCUCCUCCAAUGUGGUUCUUCCAGCUCCAGAGAAUAAACCUGCCAACCCACAACCCAACAGCGUUAUGAAAAUCAGGAAUGAGCUGGAGGCUGUGCUAUCCUUGAAGAAAGAGGGAAAACCUUCCCUGGGAUUUGGCAGCCAGAAGCAGAGUCCAGAGGAUGGCAGCAGCUCCCUACGUUCAGGUAUGGGCCAUGUUGAUCCUGGUGGCUCCCUGCUGCCAAAACCUGCUCCAGGUCAACUCCAACCCAUAGCUGCUGCAGAGAAGGAAGAGAAGGUGCAGGAGGAUCACCAGAUGCCUAAUGCCCCCUCUGUCAGUGACACUUUGGAGGAUAUAAACCCUGUUCCCAAGCACAUGUCCCCUGAGAGCAGCCUGAGUGCCCCAGACCAACCCCAGAAACCAAAGGAUGAACUCCUGGUCUCAGCCUCCCCAUUACCCUCCUCUCCAGAGACUCUUUCACCCACACAAAGCCCAGCGCCAUGGUCUGAUGCAUCCCUAUUCCAGUACAAAAUCCAUCGGGCCAGGGUCGACUCGACAGACUGCCUGCACGCUGAGAGCUCGGGUGAGAACGGCGAUGGAAAAGGUGCGAGUCUGUGCCCUGCCGAGAGCGUGCCCAUGCCCUCGGAGCCACUGGGCUCCUCGAGAGCAGGCCAAGAUGAUGUGCUGAUCCACCCCGUCACAGGCGAGAAGGUGGAGAAGGGCUCCCCCAUGGCCUUGCUCCUGGCCGCAAAGCAGCGGGCGCAGAGGAGUCGGCAGGCUCCGUCCCGGCGCAGCAGCGACAUGGGCGAGAAGCCGCAGGUUAAGGUACCUCAGAAACUUGGCAGCACUCUGCUGGAAACGGCCUCCACCAGCUUCUACCGUGAUGAGUCCAAGCCUUAUUCCUUCACAGUGGUACCCCGGUCCCACCGGACAGCUGCCCUCAGCCAGGCUGGAGAUGAGUUGCCCCCGACAAGCUCCGCUCUCGCUGACGGUGCUGUGGGCUUGGCCGAGUCUGGGCAGAGGCAGAGCAAACCACAGUCCUUCUCCAGCCCUCCUGAGCAAAGCUGGACAGUGCAGAGGCCAAGCAAGGAGGAUCCCCAGGGCUUUGUGAGGCACCAAAGGGUGCCUGCCUCCAGCUUAGUGCGAGGCCUCCUGGAAUCGAGCCAGCCCAAACCCCCAGACCUGCCGAAGAGCGGUGCCUCUCCGCCCCAUGGCCUAGUGUCCAGCAAGGAAGAGGAGAAUGGGGAGAUUCUGGAUUAUGAAAUUAUCCCCCCGCCACCGGAGUUCAGCAACAAUGCAGAUGAUGCUGAAGAUGCUUCUCUGAACAGGGAAGCCAAUCACAAAUGUCCCAGCUUCCCCGACUACAGCCGAACCUCGGAAACACCACAGUACUUCCGGUGGCCCAGCCAUGACUACGGCAGGAGCUACGAUCUGCUUUCCCAAAGGUCCUCAGAAAAAAGCAGAAGGAAUAGCGACUUCACUCCUCAGUAUCCAGAUUUCAGCACCUCUGUGAGUUACUUUAGUCGCUACCCAAACAACCGCCCGCUGAUCAAAAAGCGUCUGUACGUGUCUGAGCCUGACCGGUCCCACCCAAGAGCAGCUGCAGCCUCCCGGGGCAUUGGCACGCUCGCGUCCUACAGCCCCGGUGCUGGCGGGUUCCCCUCCUCGGCCGCGGAGGGGAUGCGCCGGGUCAACUCUGCCCACCGGAGCGCCUCGGGGAGCAUGCAGGGCAAGAGGACAGCUGUGGAAACGCCCGGGAAAGCCAUGUCUUACAGCAACACCAGCAACGAUGCCAAGCGCAAGGGGCAGAACGGGGAUUAUUCGCCUGCCAGCACGGCAGCAGCCAGCAGACCUGUUCAUGGCAGUGCCCAGUACAGCGGACCCACGAACACCUUCAUGGUCAGGCCUGGGACACGGCAGCCCAUCUCUUACAUGUACCAGAGCAGCCAUCGAUAG